GCGGCCCGCUCUGUCAUCAGACGGCAUCAUAUAAAACGCCACCGUAUCAGGUCCCCCCUCUCUCUCCCGCUUCGUUUGUUUGGUUGAAGAAGCUUCGAAGCCCUAGCUGUCGUCACUGUUAUCGCCACAAUGAAGCUCGUCAGGUUUUUGAUGAAGUUGAACAACGAGACAGUGUCGAUCGAGCUCAAAAACGGCACCGUUGUGAACGGAACCAUCACAGGUGUGGAUAUCAGUAUGAAUACUCAUCUGAAGACGGUGAAACUUACACUCAAGGGGAAGAACCCAGUGACUCUGGAUCAUCUCAGCGUGAGGGGUAACAACAUUCGAUACUACAUCCUUCCUGACAGCCUGAAUCUCGAGACUUUGCUUGUUGAAGAGACACCUAGGGUCAAGCCCAAGAAGCCAACUGCAGGGAGGCCUAUGGGACGGGGGCGUGGCCGUGGACGUGGUCGCGGACGUGGCCGUGGCCGUUAAUUUUUGUGACACCUGGUUACGUAAACUCCUCUAUAGGAAGGAACUUGUCAUUGUGAUCUUGGAGACGUUGAAUGAGUUGCGGUACUGUACUUUAAUUUGUUGUCUAUGCCCAGUGAAUUCGUAAAGUUCUGUUAAGAAGUUAAUCAAAUAUGCUUUUGACAUCUCA
Messenger RNA from Malus domestica (apple), 640 nucleotides. Its product is annotated as small nuclear ribonucleoprotein SmD1a. NCBI's taxonomy places the organism in Eukaryota, Viridiplantae, Streptophyta, Magnoliopsida, Rosales, Rosaceae. Gene Ontology annotation, cellular component: catalytic step 2 spliceosome; U1 snRNP; U4 snRNP. The record is from RefSeq and is a predicted model, not a curated record. Gene Ontology annotation, biological process: spliceosomal snRNP assembly; RNA processing. Gene Ontology annotation, molecular function: RNA binding.